Molecule: messenger RNA, 1340 nt
Organism: Esox lucius (northern pike)
Lineage: Eukaryota; Metazoa; Chordata; Actinopteri; Esociformes; Esocidae
Product: endonuclease domain-containing 1 protein
Exons: 2
Coding region: 1-915 (304 amino acids)
Molecular function (GO): hydrolase activity; metal ion binding; nucleic acid binding
Source: RefSeq, a predicted model, not a curated record
AUGCAAUUCUCUCCGGGUGUUUUGGUGCUGGUGCUGGCUCUGUUUCAUUGCUCCCCAAAGGCAGCAGCAACUGUGGUUGAAGACUUUAACCACGUAGAGCGAUGCAAGGACUCCUUAUACAUGGGAACCCCACCGCGGGGAAUCAUUGACGUCAAACUGAAAAAGAUAUGUCAGCGCUAUGCAGACAAGCCGCGCUACGUGACCUUGUAUGACCCUCAGAAACGGAUCCCGGUCUAUUCAGCCUACUCGUUCAAGAAGACAGAGGGAGACCGUCGUGUGGACUACCCCUGGAUGUAUGAGCCCCAGCUAGCAGAGGUUGACGGUAACGGAAACAUGCUACCUUUCCCUACUGGCUACCUACACAUGAAAUUUGAGGACAGCCAGGCAGUUCUGGAUGACUACUCUGAUGUUGUCCUGUACGAGAGAGGUCACUUAAACCCGGACCAGCAUCAGUCUGACCCCUACGACCGUGCCGCCACCUACACCCUGACCAAUGUGGUGCCAGAGAUCAGGGAGUUCAACAUCGGGCCGUGGCGUGAGCACGAGGAACGCAUCCGCGUCCGCCUGAACAACUUCUGCCGUGGAACGGCCUUCAUCGUAACCGGGGUGACGACCACGGGUCACAUGAUCCGUCGGAACAACCAAGACCGGGUGGCUAUCCCGGAGGACGUGUGGUCCGCCUACUGUUGCACCGACUACGACCGCAACUCCCCCCAUGACGUCCGCAUCCGAUUCCCCUCCCAGGGAGCCCUGGCCAAGAACGCCAAGGAAGGCAACGCGGUCCAUGAGAUGCCGGUCCAGGAACUGGAGAACUUCCUGAAGAACCGGAUGGACGUGGACCAGAACCUGCAGAUCUUCUAUGACAACUGCAUCUCUCCCUCUCCUCUUCCUCUAUAUCUCCACCACACCAUUUAGGCUCUGUUCAGCAACUCCAACAGACAACCACAGUGUGUUUUCAGCUUUGCCAAAGCUCCAUUAUAGCUCCAUUGUCCUUUGCCUUUUUUGGACUUGACAUAAUAGUGCCUGCAAUAAAAUUCUGUUGGCUCAGUGCACUCAUAGUUUGGAAUCAGAAGUAUAAAAUUCUCGGGCAGUUUGUUAUGUUUUCUGUUUGUGACAGAACAUUCAUAGUGCUUUGACAAAGCUUUCAUUGUCAAAGAUCUGCCAUUUGAAGCAAUCUAUAUUUAUCUCCCUGCCAUCGGUUGCUUGGCCUCUAUCUGACUCUGCAUAAAACCACUAUUGGCAUUCAAAGAAUGGUUGCCUUUGUUGCGCCAUUCAUGGAGACGUGUUAUCUGCUCGUAGUUGACAACGUUAAUGUAAAAUGCACUAUACCAUCAAAGGUU